Labeo rohita (rohu) is the source of this 716-nucleotide messenger RNA. RefSeq names its product myelin and lymphocyte protein. The coding region runs from base 84 to 548 and encodes 154 amino acids. Gene Ontology annotation, molecular function: structural constituent of myelin sheath. The transcript is spliced from 4 exons. Gene Ontology annotation, biological process: myelination. Gene Ontology annotation, cellular component: membrane. The record is from RefSeq and is a predicted model, not a curated record. NCBI's taxonomy places the organism in Eukaryota, Metazoa, Chordata, Actinopteri, Cypriniformes, Cyprinidae.
GUCAGCCUCUUUAAUAAAGCACAUCUUCAGUACUUCAUCACAUUCAUUCUACCUGUGCAGAGAGGACACUUGGGUGUGCACACAUGGCGACCAACACAGGACAUGUGGGCUACCUGCCCCGCGGAGGGGCAAUAUUCUGCACCAUACCCGACAUCCUCUACCUUCCAGAACUUAUCUUUGGCGGUUUGGUGUUGAGCCUGGUUGCAUCUACGUACAUCCUGCCUUACAACCCCCAGGCAUACGUGAUCUCUGUGGCAAUUUUCUGUUUCCUCGUGACGUUCUUCUGGUUGCUGGUCUUCGCCUGUGGGUCUCAUCACAACAAAAGCUCUUGGGCAAGCGCGGAUGUGGCGUACCAUGGAUUUGCAGCCCUCCUCUAUUUCAGUGCUUCUGUGCUUCUAGCUUUUAUAACCAUUUUUUGGGAGGCAGCAGCUGGCAGGGACACACUUAUUUACAAGCUGGACGUAGCUGCUGUGGUGUUUGCCUUUUUAACCACUUUACUGUAUGUCAUCCACACCGUUUUCUCAGCCAUCAGAUGGAGAUCCUUCUAGAACGUCUGCCUUUACUCAUCUGACGUCACAUAUAAUUGUUGAACUGCAUCUGUAAGCAAUGUUAUGUUUACACAAAAACAAAUGGCAUUUAGCAUUCGUGCAUCAAUAAUGAUUCCUGUGAUAAAACUCUUUUCAUGUUCUCCUAUUAACUGUUUUUUUUUUUUUUUU